Molecule: messenger RNA, 1758 nt
Organism: Caenorhabditis briggsae
Lineage: Eukaryota; Metazoa; Nematoda; Chromadorea; Rhabditida; Rhabditidae
Gene: Cbr-tir-1
Product: Protein CBR-TIR-1
Exons: 4
Coding region: 1-1758 (585 amino acids)
Biological process (GO): negative regulation of MyD88-independent toll-like receptor signaling pathway; signal transduction; response to axon injury
Cellular component (GO): dendrite
Molecular function (GO): signaling adaptor activity; NAD+ nucleosidase activity; protein binding
Source: RefSeq, a predicted model, not a curated record
AUGUCUAUCGUUGUUGUCUCAUCACCAAUGGUCCCAUUACCAUUCAACGAGAACGUGGCACCCGAGUGUCGUAGGAAUCUAUUGCCAAAGGCAUCUCCUAGGCCACGAGCCGCGGUCAGUCCAUUCGUCAGAUCGCCUAGUCCGGCACUUUCGAAUUCGUCGACUAUCCCAUCUAGACCUUCAAGCCUUACCGAUCUUCCUGUCCUUCUUGGUAAGGAAGAGAACAUAGAAGUUCCAGAGGUAAUGAAGAGUCCCGAAAUGAUUGACGAGGACGAAACCCCAACCAUUAUUUCUACCGGCCUAGACACCCCAUCCACGUCUACUAAAGAUUCCUCAAUUCUUGCCAAGCUACCAUUCCAUUCUCUACUUAAAACGCCUCUAAAGACCCCACUGAAAAAGCUGCCCCUAAAAACGGCACUUGUCAUCCGACCGCAAUUCGUUGCCAAGGAGAACACUGUUCAGUUGGAGAGGUUCCGAAGGUCCAAGACCCGACGAUUCUUCCAUCCGUACGCACAAGAAAUCGGAGCGAUCCAAGCCCUAAAAGAAGUGGCAUCCUCCCCUGACGAGGUUGCCGCCAAGAACGCAUCCGAAGCACUGACGAUCAUCGGCGAGGAAGUCCCCUACAAGUUGGCUCAACAGGUACCUGGCUGGACUUGUGACGACGUGCAGUACUGGGUCAAGAAGAUUGGCUUCGAGGAGUACGUUGACAAGUUUGCAAACCAAAAAGUCGACGGAGACCUUCUACUUCAACUCACCGAGACUGAUCUUCGACAGGACGUUGGAAUGGUGUCUGGACUUCAUCGUAAACGAUUCUUGAGAGAACUUCAAACCCUCAAAGUUGCUGCCGACUACUCUUCAGUAGAUGAAUCGGAUCUAGACAAGUUCCUGAUGGGUCUCUCACCAGAACUCUCUGUUUACACCUACCAGAUGCUUACCAAUGGUGUCAAUCGUGCCCUCCUACCAUCGUUGACAGAUGAAAUGAUGCAAAACGCGUGUGGAAUCACGAACCCAAUCCAUCGACUCAAGUUGACUCAAGCCUUCCAAGAUGCUAAACACCCUGAUGAUGUGGAAGUCGCAAUGCUCUCCAAGCAAAUCGACGUCUUCAUCUCCUACAGAAGAAGUACCGGAAACCAACUGGCCAGUCUUAUCAAGGUCCUCCUUCAACUUCGCGGAUACAGAGUAUUCAUUGACGUUGAUAAGUUGUACGCCGGAAAGUUCGAUAGCUCACUUCUCAAGAAUAUUCAAGCCGCCAAACAUUUCAUUCUGGUGUUGACCCCAAAUAGUUUGGACCGUCUCCUCAACGAUGAUAACUGCGAGGAUUGGGUGCACAAAGAGCUCAAAUGCGCGUUUGAACAUCAAAAGAACAUCAUUCCUAUCUUCGACACCGCUUUUGAGUUCCCAACGAAGCCUGAUCAAAUCCCGGAGGACAUUCGAAUGAUCACAAAGUACAAUGGUGUUAAAUGGGUCCACGACUACCAAGACGCCUGUAUGCAGAAGGUUGUCAAGUUCAUCUCCAAUGAGUUGAACAGAACCACACCGACAACCAAAGAAAUGCCAUCUGUGACUCGCAAGACCACCCAACAACAGAGAUGGCAAACGACGAAUGUGAUCCGCACCGGAACAUCGUCUAGAAGUAUUAACAGAGGAUUCGAGCCACCGACGCCGACUUUCACACCAAACGGCUCACAAGAACGUGCUCAAUCCACACGCCGAAAAAUCCAAUCAUCCGUUUCAACCGUCUCCGAUCAUCGGAAUUAA